AUGGACGCACCGGUCAUGUCUCAUCCAAUGUUACCGACGAAGCUGAGGUCAUACAUCGAAACCCAACUGUACCAAGAUCUCACCCAGUCAGCUCUCCUUCAACACUGGAUGAAGCGUAUCGGAAGCGACAUUCCGCUUGGCAGUGCUGCUGCGGUCGCAGCGCUUCAAGAUGCUGUCAUUGUAGCUCUCGACGCAGAGUGGUUUGAACAUGAUGAUCAAUUCAUCACGGAACUCGGCGUCUCAAUCAUCGACCCGCGUUUCAUCUCACAGCCAAUCCCCUCAUCACCAUGGAACAUUCUCUCAAGUAUUGAGAUCCACCACGUCCGGAUUAAAGCACAUGCCCAUUUUACCAACAAAGACCUCUGCAAAGGAUAUCCCGAGGCCUUCCAGUUCGGCAAUACAACCUUCAUCAGCGUGGAUGAAGCAACAACCAUGCUCCGCCGCGUCUUCACUCCCCAAGACGAAUACGGCAAUCCACGUCCAGUCAUCUUCAUGGGCCAUGCUGUCGAUAACGACUACGAGAUCAUCAAAUCUUGCUUUGGCCUUGAUCUCGAGCAACUCGGCACCAUCGUCGCUACAAUCGACACGCAAGUCCUCGCCGUUGAACAUGAGCUUGUCAAACCAUCCCGCAAAAUGCGCCUCUCAAACUUGCUUGCCAAAUAUAACAUCGAAGAGCAGUAUCUUCACAACGCAGGCAACGACAUCGUAUGCACGAUGAUCGCUGCUUUCCUCAUGCUUUGUCCCACACCCGAGAACAAGCUUCUCACCAACAGACUCCGCUACGCAGAUCUCAAAGCUCAACUCAGAGCAGCCGGGCAAAUCGCCAUCAACGAAAAACGAAGUUACGGUGUGAAACGCUUCUGCGAGAAAUGCGAUUCGAAUAAUCACACAGCUCCGUUUUGUCCUGUGAGGGUCUGGCGCUGUGAGCAUUGCAUGAAGAAUCCACUUACGAGGGAUGCGGCAUUUACGCACAGUUCUGAGAAAUGCGUAAAUACGGUCAAGCAAGCAGCGCUUUUGAAGGCGCGGAGUAGUAUGGGUUAUGGAUCUGGUGGCACGAAGCGCUCGAGCAGUCCGCCUAAUGCAUAUGCGGUGCCCUGCGAACACUGCAUUGAAAGUAGGGAUCCGAAGCGGUAUAAGAACGAGAAUGCGUAUUCACACAGAACUGGGGAGUGUUCUUGGCCAAAGUAG
Alternaria atra is the source of this 1188-nucleotide messenger RNA. RefSeq lists its product as uncharacterized. Gene Ontology annotation, cellular component: nucleus. The record is from RefSeq and is a predicted model, not a curated record. The transcript has a single exon. Lineage: Eukaryota; Fungi; Ascomycota; Dothideomycetes; Pleosporales; Pleosporaceae. Bases 1 to 1188 code for a protein of 395 amino acids. Gene Ontology annotation, molecular function: nucleic acid binding.